Molecule: messenger RNA, 977 nt
Organism: Zophobas morio
Lineage: Eukaryota; Metazoa; Arthropoda; Insecta; Coleoptera; Tenebrionidae
Product: anamorsin homolog
Exons: 10
Coding region: 82-963 (293 amino acids)
Biological process (GO): iron-sulfur cluster assembly
Cellular component (GO): cytoplasm
Molecular function (GO): iron-sulfur cluster binding
Source: RefSeq, a predicted model, not a curated record
UACCAGCGCAGUCGCCCUCUAAGUUAUGAUUGUAUUGGGAACUAUACCGUAAAGUGUCUUAAAGCUGUAGCUCAUAAUAUCAUGGCACACUUGAUAUUUUCUGAGGUUUCUAAAGUACUACUUUGCGUCAAGUCUGUUGGAGAUAUCGAUAGUUACAAAGCAAGAAAUCAUCAGUUUUAUAGUGAUUUGAAGAGAAAGGUUAAAAUUGCAUCCAACUUGACAAUAAAACCUAUAGACCACAUUCUGGAAGACUUGUCUGAAUUUACUUCUUAUGAUGUAAUUAUUUCUGGCUUUAUUUUUCCAUUUUUUGAAAGCCAUACAAGAAAGAUUCUAGGUAAAUAUAAUAAGCUUCUGAGAAUCGGAGGUAUAUUGUAUUUAAGUGAGCCGACUGUUGCAGUUGAAGAUAUAUGUCUAAAAAAUUUAAGAACAGAAAGUAAACUUAUUCAAGACCUUAAAUUAAGCGGAUUUAUUAGCGUUAAUCUUCUUGACAUUAAAAAUAUCGAUACUGAGAAGGAUUACGAUAAAAAAAUUUUGAAUUUAGACAAAAUAAGGCUACUUCAGAUUAAAGCGUAUAAGCCUGAAUACGAAAUUGGGGCAAGUAUCCCGCUUAUUGUUUCCUUGAAGGCAGAUGCGUGUGCGUCUCAACCUCUUGACCAUGAAUUUUUGGAUGAAGAUGACUUGCUCGACGAAAACGAUAGGCAAAAACCCGAUCCUCCCUUACUACCUGAAUGCGGCCCGCGCAGCCUGAAAAAGAGAGCCUGUAAAAAUUGUACUUGUGGUUUUGAUAAGAAGCAAGACGGUCCGAACGAGGAAACUGGGCAAGCAACUACGUCUUGUGGAAAUUGUUAUUUGGGAGAUGCCUUUCGCUGCUCGACCUGCCCUUAUUUAGGACUGCCGGCCUUUGAACCCGGCCAAAAAGUUAUUCUCAGCGCCAAUCAGUUAAGGAGCGAUUUCGACUACUAGACUAUACUAGGCGG